Puccinia graminis f. sp. tritici CRL 75-36-700-3 is the source of this 663-nucleotide messenger RNA. RefSeq lists its product as uncharacterized. The transcript is spliced from 2 exons. The coding region runs from base 72 to 656 and encodes 194 amino acids. The record is from RefSeq and is a predicted model, not a curated record. Lineage: Eukaryota; Fungi; Basidiomycota; Pucciniomycetes; Pucciniales; Pucciniaceae.
ACAUCAUUCAAGAAACAUCCAUCACACCCCCAUUUCCUUCUCUCUAGCCAAUCUGAAAGCAGGAAGAACCAAUGACUCAACCACCACCAGCUACCGAAGACCUCCCUUCAACAAACAUUAAGCUUCAGAAGCACUGGAACCUACGCCCUGGGCUUGCACUACACAUCGAGGAUGCACUCAAGGAGAAAUUUCUGGAAAUUCCUCAUCCGAUUUUCGACAGUUUGGCCAGGCUGAUGAUGUACGAAGUGGAUCUCUACAGCUGCUACAAAGAAGCAAGCGCAUUUGACCCUCUCCGGACACAGGCGCUGUUGCACGAAUGGUUCCCCCAGGAGGGCGACUGGGAUCGAUUAUUCAUCACUAUGGAUCUCUUAAAAUCAACCCGUCAUUACUUCAGCAAACAAGAUACACCAAUCAGCUUCAUCGGAUUCACCCUUGAAGAUGCUAAGGCCCUUCUGCAACUCGACUUCAGCCCUCCCUCUACUUCCUACUGCUUCACGAGCACUUGGGAUCCACCCAAAAAGCAACUCGCCCAGCAUCUGGUGACAAAAAUGGACCAGAUGAGGAAGGCUCAAGGGUAUACCUCGCUGAUCUUUGAUGCACACUCUCGGGACUUUCCAGGACCUAGUGAAGGCAGUGAAGACUUGUCAAACACCUAGAUUUUUU